This is a messenger RNA of Corythoichthys intestinalis (scribbled pipefish), 4794 nucleotides long. It is a transcript of the gene cracdla, whose product is annotated as cracd like a. The record is from RefSeq and is a predicted model, not a curated record. The transcript has 11 exons. The coding region runs from base 360 to 3008 and encodes 882 amino acids. NCBI's taxonomy places the organism in Eukaryota, Metazoa, Chordata, Actinopteri, Syngnathiformes, Syngnathidae.
CUUUGUGCAUGUGCUUGUCCCGCCAUGGAAUGACCUUCUCUCUCUCUCCCUCCCUCAGCCCUCCCUUCUCUCUCCUCCUGCCUUUCUGCAGAUGUGGACGACAAGCCUGCAGGUUCAAACAUCACAGGGCGCUGACAGGACAACUUAGGGGGACAACAGAAAGCCGAGGGGGUCCCGUGACAACUUGGCAGUGCGUUGAGUAUUUAACGACCUCUGCAGUUGUGCCUAAUGAAGUGUUGUGCGAGUGUACAGUCGACUUGUGAGGACCCCACCUUCUGAUAGCACAGGGAAGAGCGAGGAACCGGUCCUGGGUGCUCUUAUCGUCUGGGCUUGUGUGCAGUUUGUAGCCGACAACAGCGAUGGAGGCUUUCUCUUUGGAUACAGAAGAAAGCGCUGAGGAUACUUCAGGACCACAAAAGUCCAAAAUAAAGUCGCUGAGGACUCGUCUGUUUGCUAGAAGCAAGCGACCCGGCAGAGAAUUAAACACCAAGUUCUGCCAGUCGGCUAGCGAUAUCCGUGCAGGACGAAUGCUGGGAUCGGAGGAAGAUUUGGCGUGCCCCCAGGGAACUCUGGGAUCUCGAGCGCUCUCCCAUGACAGCAUCUUCUGGGCCGACCAGGUGCAGACAGAUGACGACGAACCAGUUAGGGUGUUAUCUCAAGAGAACGUUCAUAGCAAAAUCAAAGUUUUGCAGAUGAAACUUCAGCAGCAAAAGAUGCAUUUGGGGCCUCCUCCUCUUGUUCUACCAAUCAGGCGACACGAGGAUGAAGGAGACGUUCCACCUCAUAUGAGCCCUGAGAUCUCUGCAAUGGAUGUUCCAACCCAUGCGGCACUCGGCAAGGCGCUAUCCCAGCCAAGCCAACGUCCACUCUCACCCGUCUUCAAACCUCCAGCUUCCAAGUCUGGAGCCGGCACCACGCCGUCCCCCACGUUUACCCCAUCCGUCCCCGCCGUCACCUCUCUUUGCGAUUCACCGUUGGACUUUAGCUCCCCGGCCAAGUUCACACCUUCCCUGGACAUGUCCGCAGCCCGGCACCGCAUGGCAGUCAAGCCCAGGAACCAGAGGGCCAGCGCCAAAAGGAGGGUGGCUAACCCUGACACUAAGGCAGAGGACAUGAACAACUAUCCUGAGCCUGUGGCAGACAAACACGCUCGAGAUGAAGUGAUAUUAGAAGAACAACAUGGAUUUCAGAAAUGUGUCCAGCCUGAAAUGUUCCCAUCAAGAGCCCCACUAAACCAUGCCCUCCCUGGUAGACUAUCUCCCGUUUCCUCCCAGGAGCUUCAAGCGAAGCUCCAGAAACGUGUAGUUGUAGCGUCAAGUGAGACAACGGCUAGUUCGGGAGAAUCUGAGUUUCAAGUCAAGACCCUUGAUAAGAGCAACAUUGUUUCCUUCAACCAGCUGUCCAAUAGUGUUGCAUCAGUGGCGUCUAAGUCGUCGGCCGUUUGCCCGCAAGAUGUACCUGAAUUAGACAGCUUAAGAGGACUAAAAAGACCUGGAUCCGGAUCAUUCCAUUUGUCCAUAACAUCUACCAAGAACCGAGAAGAGAGACCCCGUUCAGGCAGUUUUGUGGAAGUUGUAAGACAGACGGAGUCCAGACACAAGACAGCAGGACCAUUUGAGGAUACAACGCCAAGGCAGAGGCAAAGGGAUGAGCGUAAAGAUCUGCAUCCUGGAGAAAGACAUUUUGUAGUUGGAAAACCUGGACAAGAGCAGAAAAGCUCAGGUUUUCUGUGGGAAUGGAAGGACAGUGCAAAAAAAUUAGAAUCGCCUAAAACUGUAGACCUCAUCCCAUCGGAGGCAGCUGAGAGCAGGCGGGAGACGAACGAGGAGGUCGUGGUGGCAACGAAAGUGGAAGUCAGGGAAGAAGAAGGAAAGACAAUGUUCGGUUUUAAACUCCGCUCUACGUCGAACUCCAUUCGAUUUUGGCCGGAUGGCUCUUCCAGGCACCGGUCCAGGAAACUGUCGAAUGAGGAGCAAGGUGAUGGACUGAAAAGACAAGGAAGUCGAGAUAUUGACAGCUUGUCCAAAAAUGCCAACGCUGGUGAUUUCACAGUGACAGAUCCAGCCAUAUCACGCAAACCUAGCACCGAGUCUAUUUGUGAGGCUCCCACAUUGCCAACAGAUCUUCAAACAACUUCCUUAACUCUGUCUCAAGAGCCUCACUCAACUCAGCAAACGGCUUCACCCGAGGUAUCCUGGGUAAGUCUGGCAAUGGAAAAGACCAGAAGUCUCCACCAGCUUUUUGCAAGAAGAUUUCCCAAAGACUGUACGAAUACCGUUUCGCAAACGGCAACACAGACGACAACCGAUGACGACAAACCGGAAACGGAGCUCAGCAAAUCACCCCGACAGACGACAGUCCACGCCUGGAAAGAAUUGGAAGUGCCACAAUCUCACAUAAAUACAAACAUGACGGCUGCACAAACAAAUCCGUGGACGACCCUGUUGCCUUCACGCUCUGCUUUCCGGUCAGAAAGCCCAACAAAGUUUGAAGCAGUGACUACUAUCCAUCCACCGCUUCGGAGCCAACGAGGUCCCCAUCCUGCGACGCAGCAACUGAAAACUACAACAGCCUCUGUGGAUGAGGGGAAAAGGACAGUGCAGGAGAAGGAGAGCUCCUCAUUCCUGGGCAAGCAGAGCAUUAGAGCUGGAUCAGUCAGCGAGAAGGCUGCGUUUUUGGAGAAACAGGCUGAUUGGUGUUCUUCACCUGGGACAAAGGUGGAGUUGAGAAAAGUACACCUGGAAACCAAAACGUCCAGCGAAAUCCUUGCGGAAAACCAUGACAUCAAACCUGAAGAAAGAGAAGCCUUCAAACUUCCAGAGUCCCAGAGCCCAAUCAAAAUUCCCGACAGACCCCGUGAGGAGAAAUGGAUUCGGAAAAAACAGAGCUCAUCUCCCUCGCCUUCCUCAUCACCCAUCAUGAGAUCCACGCCCGACAGUGCUCAGCCUUCCUGGAUGGAGCUGGCUAAGAGGAAGUCCAUGGCGUGGAGUGACAAGACCAUGGAUUGACCAGCCGAAAGCAACUUAAAAAAGACCAAUUGUGAUUUUUUUUUUUUUUUAAUCGCAAUUAAAAGAUACGAAAUUAAUCCGGCUAAUUCGGCCACGCUCUCAUACAUUAAAUUUUAUAACCAGGGUAAAACCAGAAUAAAACAAGCCAAACACAGUUGAUUCAUUCCAGUAUACAGUGGUGUAUGAAAAGGUAUCUGAAUCUUUUGGAAUUUCUCACAUUUCUGCAUAAUACCACCAUCAAAUGUGAUCUUUGUCAAAAUCACACAGAUGAAAAAUAGUGUCUGCUUUAACUAAAACCACCCAAACAUUUAUAGGUUUUCAAAUUUUAAUGAGGAUAGUAUGCAAACAUUGUCAGAAGGUGGAAAAAUAAGUAAGCGGAACCAUCACAUUUAAUAUUUUGUGGCCCCCCGUUUGGGCAGCAAUAACUUCAACCAGACGCUUCCUGUAUAUAAGUCUGCUACAUCGAUAAGGACUAAUCUUGGCCCAUUCCUCUCUACAAAACUGCUGUAGUUCAAUCAGAUUUCUGGAAUGUUUGGCAUGAAUCGCUGUCUUUAGGUCAUGCAGCAUCUCAAUGGGGUUCAAGUCUGGACUUUGACUUGGCCACGACAGAACGAGUAUUUUGUUCUUCUGAAACCAUUCUGAAGUUGAUUUACUUCUAUGUUUUGACUCAUUGUCUUGUUGCAGCAUCCAUCCUCUUUUUAACUUCAACUGUCUGCUAGACUGCCUCAGGUUUUCCUGCAAAACAUCCUGAUAAACUUUUGAAUUCAUUCUUCCAUUAAUGAAUUGAAGUUGUCCAGGCCCCGAGGCAGCAAAACAGCCCCAAAUCAUGAUGCACCCUCGACCAUGCUUCACGGUGGGGAUGAGGUAUUGAUGUUGGAGAGCUGUUCCAUUUUUCCUCAACACAUGACGUUGUGUGUUACUCCCAAACAAUUCAACUUCGGUUUCAUCAGUUGACAAAAUAUUUUGCCAAAACCUCUGUGGAGUGUCCAAGUGCCUUUUUGCGAACACUAAACGAGCAACAAUGUUUUUUUUGUUUGUUUUUUUUUUAUACAGCAGUGGCUUCCUCCGUGGAGUCCUCCCAUGAACAGCAUUCUUGGCCAUAGUUUUACAUAUAGUUGAUGUGUGCACAGACUGUGCCAGUGAUUUCUGUACGUCUUAAGCAGACACUCUAGGGUUCUUUUUUACAUCUGUGAGUAUUCUGCGCUGAACUCUUGGCGUCAUCUUUGGUGGACGGCCCAUCCUUGGGAGAGAAUCAACAGUGCCAAACUCUCUCCAUUUGUAGCCAAUUUCUCUGACUGUCGAUGGAUGAACAUCCACUUUUAGAGAUGGUUUUGUAUCCUUUCCCAGCUUAAUACAAAUCAACAAUCCUUGAUCGCAGGUCUUCAGACAGCUCUUUUGACCGAGCCAUGAUGCACGUCAGACAAUGCUUCCCAUCAAGACAAUUCUUACCAGGUGUGGAUUUUAUAGUGGGCAGGGCAGACUUAAACCACUCAUCAGUGAUUGUGCACACCCAUGACUUAAAUUGUUUGGUAAAAAUUUGUUUCAGUUGCUCUUUAAGUCUCCUGAGAAAGAGGUUUCACUUAAUUUUCCAGCUUCUGUCAUUGUUUGCGGGCUAUCUAGGAGUGGGAACCUCUUGAUACCUCACGAUAACGAUGAUUUGACGAUAUAGCGAUACAACGAUUAUCGAUACAUUGGUCAGGAAAUCAUUCUAGGAUGUUCUACAAAAAUCUAAUAAACAGAAAAACAAGCUUCUGCUGUGAACUGGAAUGAGUUUAUCACGAGUAGA